UUGUGUCUACCUUAGGUUCAAAAGCAGUAUUUUGGCAUCCCGAGACCUGCAGUUCAACAAUUUGUGAAGACAUGCGUUAUCCGCGCAUGUAAACCGCCACAAAUGUCAGUAGCUACUGUCAAGCCGAUUAUUUCACCAGGUUUCAUGCGAAGAGGCCAGAUAGAUCUUAUUGAUAUGACAGUAGACCCUGAUGGAGACUUCAAAUAUAUCGGUCAUUAUAUUGACCAUUUUACCAAAUUCAAUUUCCUGUGGCCUCAGCAUAGGAAGAAGUCAGUGGAAGUGGCCAGAUGUCUUAUUAAAAAUGUCUUCAGUGUUGUUGGUCUCCCACUUAUAUUACAGCAUGACAAUGGGAAAGAAUUUUGCAAUAAGAUCAUUCGAAAGUUGUUAGAUUAUGGCCAGGAGAUUGCAAAAUUGUGACAGGUCGUCCACGCCAUCCUCAAUCUCAAGGCCUUGUCGAACAGGCCCAUAGAACUGUACAACAUAUGCUUGCUGUCCGUCGUGCAGAGUAUCCAGGAACGGGAUGGACCAAAUAUCUUUCCUUAGUGCAAUAUGCUAUGAACACACAAACCCAUAGUGCAAUCAAUGUGGCGCCUUAUGACGUUGUUUUUGGACAGCCCCCAACAGAUGGUGUGUUUCCUGGUUGCCAUAAAGAUGUUCAACCUGAAGAAGAGGAUUUGCUGAAGGUUCUAAAAGAUAUUCCUACAUUGACUGACGAAUAUGGCAACGAUUCUCCUGAUGAAGGAGAUGGUCAUGUGGAGGAUCACACAGUUUCUACAUACAACCACAAUGACAAAGACAAUGAUGGUAUAGAAACGUUGUUAGAAGAUAUCCCUACAUUGGAUAAACAUGAUGGCAAUGAUUCUUCUGAUAAAGGAGAUGAAGAUGAUGUGGAGAUGGCCAGAGUUUGUAGAGCUGACAUAACUUGUCAAUUUGACAAUGCUACCAUCGCCUCUCCUCCAGACAAUGACAAUGACAAUGAUGACAUAGAGACAGUAGGAGAUACUUCUUCAUUGGCUGAUGAUGAUGGCAUUGAUUUUUCUGAGAAACGCUUUGUGGAGAUGGAUGAGGUUUCUACGUGUACAAAAACAGACAGAACAUAUCAAUUAGGCAAUGGCAAUGAUUAUAUAGAGACUUCAGAAGGAUCAACAGGUGGCUUGUUAGGAACAAGUAGACAACACAAACAAAGAAGAAAGAGAGCGUUAGAUAAUUACAUCAAAUCAGCAGAGAAGCAAAUGUACAAGCAUUCCAAAAGCAAACGGGCGAAACUACAAUCAUAUGCAGUGGGUGACUAUGUCACUGUUAGAAUUCCCCAACAAGACAGGAUGUCAACGGAUCUCCCACGUCUUCUUGCAGUAGUGGUUGAAAUCCGAGGGACAAAGAGAAUCAGCUAUCGUCUCAGGUCAAAGUACGGAGUUUUGGAGAGAUUGUAUGAUGAUAACAAUCUAGAGGUAUUUUUGGCAAGAUUGAGGAUCUCAGUACGUCUAACUGGGAGAAUGACCGAAAGAUAUCUUUAAGGGAAGCGGUGAGAUUGGCUAGACAGAAGCGUGGAGGGUUGCCUGCAAGACGGUGCAAAUGUAGAAAGGGAUGUGUGACAGGAAGACAGUGUUCAUGCCUUCAUAAUGGUACUGUGUGCCACAGCAAGUGCCACCGUGGAGUAAAAUGUAUGAAUCUUGCUAGUUUAAAGCAACCAACAAAGCCAUCAACAAAGCCAUCAAGCCAUCAAACGUCUGUAUGUCUGUCUGUCUGUCUGUCUGUCUGUCUGUAUGUAUGUAUGUAUGUAUGUAUGUAUGUAUGUCUGUUUAUCUGUUUGUCUGUCUGUUUGUCCAUUAGUUUAUCUAGGGUUUGUUUGCUUUUACAAGUUUCUAGCAUAUGUAUACAAGUAGAGUGUAUAUGAGAAUAAAGUAUCUGUCUGUCUGACUGU
Messenger RNA from Corticium candelabrum, 1921 nucleotides. RefSeq lists its product as uncharacterized. The transcript is spliced from 11 exons. NCBI's taxonomy places the organism in Eukaryota, Metazoa, Porifera, Homoscleromorpha, Homosclerophorida, Plakinidae. Bases 483 to 1514 code for a protein of 343 amino acids. The record is from RefSeq and is a predicted model, not a curated record.